GGGGAAAGGGCGGAGGGAAGGCCGAGUAGGUACGGGUCGUAGUCCCUUCUGGAGGACGCCGAUCUGAUGCCCUAAACUUACCGGGACGUACGGCUGAGGUUUGAUCCUAAGAGGAAAAGGGAGGAUGGCCAGGUGUGGGCUCUUGGUUUUAGAGUCCGAGUCUGCAAGUGCAUGUACAGGAGGAUGCAGUUAGGGCCUCUGCGUGGGUCUCGGAACCGACUCCAGGAAGCCCAUUCUACCUGCAGGGGUGGAUGUCCCCAGGGUGUUUCGGAGCCCUGUCUGCGAACUCUCCGAGGCCGGGGCAGCCGCAGCAGCAGCGGCUCUUUGGGAGCCGGAGGGUGUGUAGAAAUUUCUCGCUUAAGUCCCACUCUGCCAGUCCCUAAAAGGGCUUAUCAGAGAAGGAAUGGCUGUCAGGCGCCUGCCAACCAUGGUCCAGGAAUCAGUGACCUUCAAGGACGUGGUCGUGCUCUUCACCCAGGACGAGUGGGCACAGCUGAGCCCCACUCAGAGGGCCCUGUACAGGGAUGUGAUGCUGGAGAACUACAGCAACCUGGUCUCGCUGGGACUCUUAGGACCCCAACCAGAUGUGUUGUCCCAGCUGGGAAAAGGAGAAGAGUGGAUGCUGGAGGACACCUCAGCAGGCUUCUGUCUUGACUGGAUGACCAUGCCUGUGAGUAAGAAAUCUACUCCCAAGGCAGAUAUUCCUGGAGAAGACUUGGAUCGGUGGAUGGUAAAGGAAAGAUUUACUAGAGACAGUCACUGGAAAUAUGAUGGCCUGCUGGAAUGGCAGCAUGGAGGCCAGGUGGCUGUCAUUCACCAGAAAACCCCCUCUGUGCUCAGUGACCAGGGAGGUGAUGAGCCUGGGAAGCACUGCACCGAGAGCUCAUCUUUUGUUCCAAGUCAGGGAUUGCAAUCUAGCAAAAAAGUCUUUGAGUGUAGAGAGUGUGGAAAAGUCUUCACUAAGAGUUCGACCCUUAAUAAACAUCAGAAAGUUCAUACUGAAAAACUUAAUGCAAAUCGGAAAACUGUUAUUAAAGAGAAACGAUAUGAAUGUAGAGAAUGUGGGAAAGCCUUUCACCAGAGUACACACCUUAUCCAUCACCAAAGAAUUCACACUGGCGAGAAACCGUACGAAUGUAAGGAAUGUGGCAAGGCCUUCUCGGUGAGCUCCUCACUUACUUAUCAUCAGAAAAUUCACACCGGAGAGAAACCUUUUGAAUGCAACUUAUGCGGAAAAGCUUUUAUCCGAAAUAUACACCUUGCACACCAUCACAGAAUACACACUGGAGAGAAACCUUUUAAAUGUAACGUAUGUGACAAAGCCUUUGUAUGCAGGGCACAUCUUACCAAACACCAGAACAUUCACAGUGGAGAGAAACCCUAUAAAUGUAAUGAGUGUGGGAAAGCCUUCAAUCAGAGUACAAGUUUUCUUCAGCAUCAAAGAAUUCACACUGGAGAGAAGCCCUUUGAAUGUAAUGAAUGUGGAAAGGCCUUCAGGGUGAACUCUUCCCUUACCGAGCAUCAGAGAAUUCAUACUGGAGAGAAACCUUAUAAGUGUAGUGAAUGUGGGAAAGCUUUCAGGGAUAACUCAUCCUUUGCUCGACAUCGGAAAAUUCAUACCGGAGAGAAACCUUACAGGUGUGGUUUGUGCGAGAAAGCCUUCAGGGACCAAUCCGCCCUAGCCCAACAUCAGAGAAUUCAUACUGGGGAAAAACCAUACACAUGUAAUAUAUGUGAGAAAGCCUUCAGUGACCAUUCGGCCCUUACUCAACAUAAGAGAAUCCACACUAGAGAAAAACCUUACAAAUGUAAAAUCUGUGGGAAAGCCUUUAUUCGAAGCACACACCUUACUCAACAUCAGAGGAUUCACACGGGAGAGAAGCCCUAUAAAUGUAAUAAAUGUGGGAAAGCUUUCAACCAGACUGCAAACCUCAUUCAGCAUCAGAGACAUCAUAUUGGAGAAAAGUGAUAUGACUAUAGUUUAUAUAGCAGAGCUUUGAGACUGAAUAUGUUAAUUAUUGAAUGUACGAGAAUCCAUUCCAGGAAAUAGCCAUGAAAGCUUGCCCGAAGAUGGUCUUUUUAUUCACAUUAUUGUGGGUUUGAGAAUUUAAGAAUGGCAUGCACUCCUAGUUCAGAACUGCCUCUGUUAAAUAGCAGUAGUGUUUUACUGAAUUACUGAAUUGUGAAAUAUAACCAAAAUGAAGCUUCAUUAGCAACACAGAAAUUAGCUUAUCAAAUUUACACUUUGACUAUUAAGAGACACUAUAAAAAUGGUAAAAAAAAUUUAGGUCGAGAAGCAAAGGAACCAAAGUAAGAAGAUGGCCUCUAAGCAUUUCACACUACUCAGUUCUCUUAUGUAAGAGGGUUUUUACUUCUAAUGGAGCCCUUUUAUUCUCACCAACCCUGAUGAAACCCAGUGUAAGAAAAGUGCAGUCACCCAUGCAUUGGGUCAGGAGUUACUCAAAUUGUUUCCCACCUUCUGCUUCAAACCACCUUUUGUCAGAUCUCUCUGACUUACGUGUCCACUGGCCGCUUAACUGUAUUCUCCUUCCAGUACAACUCUGAAUGGUGUGUCCCUCUUGAUUUGCACCUCUUAAGUGGUGACAUCAUGUCAUUUAUUGUCACCCCACUUGCCCUUGGGGAAUAUGGUGAUCUGGCCCCGUACGCAGUCCACAAUUCUGGAUAUUGCACCCAGGCCCAGCUUUCAGAACUUGGGACCCCUGGGAUGCAGAGGUUGAUCAAACUUCUUGAGUUACCCAGUUCCUCUGGGCCUCAGCAUGACUCUGACACUGGGAUGGUAUCUAAAGCAGGGACUGAGUGUAUGGAGACAUUACCUUCAAUUUGUUCCACACUGUAGUUACCCCACACACAGCAGUCAGGGACAAUGCUCCACUUGAGGUGACAAUCCAAUUACCUCGUGGUGGUCUAGGUCACCUCCCCUUCUGUGACUUGCCAUUUCCUGACAUGCAACCGACACAAGAAGUCAGAGCCCCAAAGCCAGUUCUCAAAGGUUGACCCACUGUUCCCCCUUGGCUGGCAGUCCUCUCUGUCCACUGCAUUAGAGUAUCCUGGCCCCUGCCCUUCUAUCCAGUUUUCUGAAAGUAUUGACUUGUGUUCACAAGAAAAACAUCUUUGAAUUUCUGCUUUUGCAUUUGAAAGUGGGCAUUUCCUCUCCAUCUGGGUGUCCCACUGUUUAAAGACUGUCCUGUCCUGACAAUGGUGAGCUACAUGUGGAGUAAUUCCACGGGUCAAGAAGUGGUCAACAGCAUCAUGGCAGUUUCUGGCAGAGCAUUGUCCAUACCCAAAAGUUUUAGUGAUACUCUGGUCCUGCAGGUACAGUUCCUUUACCUUUAGUGCUAUCAGUAGAAAUCAGAGAUAAAGUAACAUGUGUGCCUUCAGGCACACAGCUUCUGGUAGCACUGUCCCCUUCCCCACCAUGAAGAAUGUGGAGCCCACGUGACUGCAGACUGGAACAUACCACAUCAUGAAGAUGGAAGGGCAAGUCAGCCCUUGUUCUGGGAAGCAGAGCGGCAGGUUCUUGGUCUGUGGGGGUGCUCUCCAUCAAGUCAGGCAGCCCACUGGCCCCACAAAGGCUGCACCUCGACUCCCAAGUUACAGAAGAGGAUAGUCUAUAUCCUGGCGGAAUCAGUGGUCUCCCAAGUUGAAAACAGACCCGGAAGCUUCUAGCAGUUUUAAAGCCUAAGUUCUCUAAAUUCAGCUUCUGUUGAAUGAAGGCCACUAGUGUGGGCAAGUGAUCAGUAACUCAUACUUUCUCCCCCAUUAGGCUGCAGGUGAAGCAGCAUUUCAGGAGGUUGCUUGGAGCUAUUUGUACCCUGGGCCACACAAGUUCGUCUACAGCCUCACAGGGCUAGCAAUCCCAAAUUCCACAAUAAACUUGGAAAACUGUACUCAAAUGCCACAGAUCCCUGCCUUUAGUACUGUCCACAUGGCCUGCCUGGUCUUAAUGAUCAUCCUCUUAAUCCUGGUGGAACAUUGUCCAGCUGGGCCUUUUGUUCAUUUCGUGUGUUCUUAAUGAGAGCUUCUGCCACUUGUCACGUGCCUGCAGCUGAGUCAGGGCCAAGACCUGCUGCCCGUUAAGCGCCUCAUUCCUUCUAGUGACGGCUCCAACUGCUGUUCCUGCACCGGAAUCUGUGCAGCCCAGAGGCCCUCGAUCUGAGAUUACUCCCUGCCCUACUUAGUGCUCAGACUUCCCAGCACACCCAUGACUGUGCCAUCGCAAGGUAAUGAAUGAGCCAGUCUCCCCACACCCUCGCCUGGACUAUAGAAAGAGAGGAGUCAGAGAAGCAGACCUAGAUCCCACCUCCCACGUCAGAGCUCUGGCUUACUGUGGAAGUGCCAGUUCCACUCUGCCCAGAGGGAGUGUUUUUGAGAAGAGGAUUAGCACCUAGGUGUUAAAUUCUUCACUGUCCUGGGCUCCUGUGAACAACCCCUGAAACUGACAGCUCUUGGGAAAUAAUCUCUGAUUUCCCCUUUGAAACUCCCCGAAUGCUUUCUUAUCAGGUCUUCCUGUCUCCAGCUCAUAGAUUUUGCACCUGGGUUCUCCCUCACCACCUGAGUUGGCCUAGUUCCAUUAGCAGUGUCUGCCCAAGACGUUGCUUUCCUCCAUACUCAGCAACUGCUUCUAGAGGGAAUGGGACCUUGCUUCUCAGCAGAUUCAGGCUUCCAGGUUACUGUGCCUGAGCCUUGGAGUCUUGGAACAAAACAGCCCUAACUGCAUGUGUCUUUGGUUGAGAAAGCAACUUAAUUCCUUUAAACAUGAAUUUAGUCUAAGAGUGCGUAGCCUCCAGCUGUCUUCAUUCCUCUCCUUUCCUGCCUUAUCUCCUUGGUACUCUGUCCUACUGGAUUAGCCAGCAAGGCAAUGUAGAAACAAAACACUCCACCCUGCUCUAGCCCACAGUAGGAGGGGUCCCAGCCUCCUGGCCCACCUCAACUCCUGCCAAAUAUAUUUUUGGUAAUAUUUUUGCUUUUAGUAUUUUUAUACCAGUUCAUGAAGGGAGGAGAAAACACAAGGUUUGAUUGUUUCCCGUCACCCACAAAUGUCUCCAUUGUGUUCAUAAUGGUCAUCCUUGGCAAGUGCCAGGAUUUGGUCGUUGGGGAGUGUUCUUCCCCAUUCUGUGUGCUGCCCUGUCUACCGCCCCUCACCAUUCUUAAAAACUGUUGCCAUAGAACAUGUCUUUCUGAAAAUAAAUGAGAAAAAUACACAGUG
This is a messenger RNA of Felis catus (domestic cat), 5227 nucleotides long. It is a transcript of the gene ZNF454, whose product is annotated as zinc finger protein 454. The record is from RefSeq and is a predicted model, not a curated record. NCBI's taxonomy places the organism in Eukaryota, Metazoa, Chordata, Mammalia, Carnivora, Felidae. Gene Ontology annotation, cellular component: nucleus. Gene Ontology annotation, molecular function: RNA polymerase II cis-regulatory region sequence-specific DNA binding; DNA-binding transcription factor activity, RNA polymerase II-specific. Gene Ontology annotation, biological process: central nervous system development; regulation of transcription by RNA polymerase II. The coding region runs from base 404 to 1969 and encodes 521 amino acids. The transcript is spliced from 5 exons.